Molecule: messenger RNA, 2342 nt
Organism: Cornus florida
Lineage: Eukaryota; Viridiplantae; Streptophyta; Magnoliopsida; Cornales; Cornaceae
Exons: 4
Coding region: 344-1831 (495 amino acids)
Source: RefSeq, a predicted model, not a curated record
CACACACACACACACACACAAACACGCUCUUUAUUCUCUUCUCUUCGCAUACCGUUUUCCUCCCCACUGUUGCUUUCCAGUUAGCACUCUCCCUCAAAGCACCACUUCCUGUACUCUCUCUAAUUUUCUCUCUCAAAAAUAGCAACUUCUCUGUUGAUUCUCUCUAAUACACUCAACAAAUUUCAGUUAUCAGUUUGUCUGUUACUGCCAUUUCUAGUUGAUUCGUUUAUGAAGAGAGCUUACUCACGCUCUAUAUUUGCUUUCUCUCUCUAAAACUAUCGUUAGAGAGAGAAACACGCUGCUCGGUUUCGUCAAACUCACUUGUUAGAGUUAGGGUUUCACGAUGGAGAGAAAGCAAGGAUUCUUUUCGGCUCUGAGAGAAGAGGUCGUUCGAGGGCUGUCUCCGGCGAGGUCACGCGAGAAUAGUCCGGCGAGGAGCGUGUCACCGUUGUCGGGUUUGCUUCGCCGGAGGAAGAGCCACCGCUACGUGGCGAGUCCUGAGCCGUUGAUGGCGAGAUCCGGCAGCUUUAGGCCGAUGGGGGAGACAUUGACGCCGUUGAUGGAGGGUCCGGAUCUCGAUGGCGGAGACGUUGGGGAUUCUAAGCGGGUCGGGUCAGGAUUAGGACAUUGGAUGAAGGGGCAGCUGUGUAGAACGCCGCCGGUGGCUUCGAAUGCUUACAAGCGGUCUGAUCUGAGACUGCUGCUCGGUGUUAUGGGCGCUCCACUCGCCCCAGUGUACGUUAGCACCAAUGACCCUUUGCCUCACCUUAGCAUCAAGGACACUCCUAUUGAAACUUCGUCUGCUCAGUAUAUAUUGCAGCAGUUCACUGCUGCAUCUGGAGGGCAAAAGUUGCAGAACUCCAUUCGCAACGCUUAUGCCAUGGGAAAGGUGAGGAUGAUAGCUUCUGAGAUUGAAACUGCUACAAGGGUUGUGAAGAAUAGGAAUGCUGCAAGAGCCGCCGAGUCAGGUGGAUUUGUGCUCUGGCAGAUGAAUCCAGACAUGUGGUAUGUGGAGCUUGCAGUGGGGGGAAGCAAGGUUCAUGCAGGCUGUAAUGGCAAUAUUGUCUGGAGACACACACCUUGGCUUGGUGCCCACACUGCUAAAGGACCUGUUAGACCUUUACGACGUGCUCUUCAGGGUCUUGAUCCUAGAACCACUGCCAGUAUGUUCGCUGAUGCAAGGUGCAUUGGGGAGAAGAAGGUCAAUGACGAAGAUUGUUUCAUUCUCAAGCUUUGUGCUGAUCCUGAGACCUUGAAGGCAAGGAGUGAAGGCCCGGCAGAGAUCAUAAGGCACGGUUUGUUUGGCUACUUCAGCCAGAAGACUGGACUUCUUGUUCACAUGGAGGAUUCCCAUCUGACCCGCGUCCAAUCGAACGGUGGUGAUGCAGUUUAUUGGGAAACAACUAUCAAUUCGUUCCUUGAUGAUUACAGGCCGGUUGAAGGCAUCAUGAUUGCCCACUCUGGGCGAUCUGUGGUGACCCUUUUUAGGUUUGGGGAGAUGGCAAUGAGCCAUACCAAAACAAGGAUGGAAGAAGCUUGGACAAUCGAAGAGGUCGCCUUCAACAUUCCAGGCCUGUCAGUAGACUGUUUCAUCCCCCCAGCUGAUCUGAGAUCUGGCUCCAUCAGCGAGGCCUGUGAACUCCAUCAAGAAGAAAGGGGAAAGAGUGCGAUUGCCCUUGCAGCCCAUCGGGCAAAGGUUGCAGCACUGGAGAAAGCACAUGACAGCAGCACUGAUAACAUGAAUCCAACUACGGAGUUGGAGCUCAGGUUUCCCAGUGACGGAUGGAGCAGAUGGAGGUUUGUUUUUGUUUUACCUUCCUUGGAUGGAUGAAGGUGCGUGGUGAAGCUUUGAUAUAGCAGAGCCAUUAACCUUUUAUGUGAUUCAACUAAUUUAUAUCACACGGCAAUAGCAGCAACAAGAAUACUGCUUCUACAUGGGUUUGACACUAAUGUCUUAGGUCUCUUUAAUUCUACUUUAUAGGAGUGUUUCAGAUUUGUCGUGGUUGUUUAUUGUUUAUUGAUGUUAAACUUGUUUCUGGAUUUGAGAACAAGAAAGAAAUUUCUCUGGAUGUGAGAAAAGAUGGCAGUGUAAGAAAAAAAGUUAUAUAUUCUCUUUCAAUUUUUUUCUUUUUUCCUUACCUGCUGUAAUCAAAUUGGCUGAGAAAAUAUGUAAACAGAAGAUGGAGUUCAUCAGAUACAGAGAUAAGCAGAUUUGCUUCAUCUUUUUCUUUUGGGUCUUAGUGAAUUGUACAUUUCAAUCUAAUUGAAUGCUGAGAUCCUCAAUCUGAUAAGAUGUAUAGCAGAUUUGUGUGGAAUUUAUAUCAUUUUCCAUUUACAUGUUA